Molecule: messenger RNA, 1776 nt
Organism: Ceratina calcarata
Lineage: Eukaryota; Metazoa; Arthropoda; Insecta; Hymenoptera; Apidae
Gene: DNApol-alpha50
Product: DNA primase small subunit
Exons: 7
Coding region: 456-1673 (405 amino acids)
Biological process (GO): DNA replication, synthesis of primer
Source: RefSeq, a predicted model, not a curated record
UCGUUGUUCUCAUUAGAUUUGUUAUAAAUAAUUGUGUAUUAUCUACUCCUUUUACAUUGGCUUCCAACACAAUAAAAUAUAAGACUGCUUCGAACGAAUACGAAUUGCAGAUUGCGAAUGCAGAUUACGAAUAUAUAUCAUUAUAUAGAUACAUAAUUAAAGAUUUAUUGGUUCCUUGACAACAAAUCUUAAAACUAACUUGUAUCAAAUGUGUUACAGCGGUGUAUUCGUAUAAAUUUUAAAAAAACGAAAACACUGCGCACGCCCUAAAAAUUCUACGAUGUGCCUAUCACUACUCGUACAUAUAUAUAUGUACAUGUAUAUAUGUAAUUCCCGCCAAAACUCAGCCGAACACACACGUACGACCAUGUUCGUGCGAUUCUGACGGCCUAACAUUACUUUGGGAACAAUCGAGAGGCUACUGAAAUAAUAACGAGGAGAAAUAAUCAAGUAAAAUGGGAGACGUUUCUAAUUUGAUCGAUCUUUUACCAAUUUAUUAUUCUCGAUUGUUUCCAUUCGAAGAUUAUUAUCGUUGGUUGAGCUAUGGCAAACUGUCCAAAUUCUCCCACAGAGAAUUUUCAUUCACCGUGAUGGAUGAUAUUUAUUUACGUUUCCAGUCAUAUAAAAAUCCACAAGAGUUGGAAACUGAAAUCAAACGAUUGCUUCCUUUUAAGAUUGAUUUAGGAGCUAUAUACAAUAUUAGUCCGAGGGAACAACAUAUGAAUCCACGUUUUAGACCCGUAGAAAGAGAAUUAGUUUUUGAUAUAGAUAUGACUGACUAUGAUGAGGUCAGGACUUGCUGUUCGGGUGCAGGCAUUUGCUCUAAAUGUUGGAAGUUCAUGGCACUUGCUUGCAAGAUAUUAGAUUCCUCUUUGAGACUGGACUUUGGAUAUAAACACAUCUUGUGGGUAUUCUCUGGGAGAAGAGGUAUACAUUGUUGGGUGUGCGACAAGGCAGCACGUAAAUUAACUGUUUCUGAACGUUCUGCAGUCGCAGAAUACCUGCAACUCAUAGAAGGUGGCGAAUAUAUGGGUAAAAAAGUAAGGCUCGGUGAAAAUAUACCUCAGUGCAUUAGACGGGCGCUACAAACAAUAGAAAAUGUAUUUGUCCCGUUCUGUGUGGAGGAGCAGGAUAUAUUGGGAACGGAAGAAAGAGUGAAUCAAUUUUUGAAAAUAAUUUCCGACGAUGAAUGCAGAGAUGAAUUGAAGUUAUUGUUUGAUAAAUGUUCUUCCAGCAAAGCCAGAUGGAAUGCGUUUGUGAAUUAUAUAAAAAAUUUGAAGACUACGGGUAACAAAAAAUGGUCUCAGCAUCGACAUAUAGUAGAAGAAGUGAUGUUGCAGUUCGUUUAUCCAAGGCUUGAUAUAAACGUGACUAAAGGGAUGAACCAUCUUCUAAAAUCACCUUUCUGCAUCCAUCCGAAGACUGGAAAAGUUUGUAUCCCAUUCACCGCGAAGACAGUCGAUAAAUUUCAACCGGAGAACGUUCCCACGAUUAUGACAUUGAUUGAAGAAAUAAACGAGUUCGAUGAAAAAAAUAAAAUUGGACAGGACAUGAAGAGGAUAAGGGAUUAUAAGAAGACUAGUCUCAACAGAUCGAUGCACAUGUUUCGUGAAUUCAUAUGGAACCUAGACAAUAAGGGAGAUGAUGACAUCAGUGAGAAGAUGGAAUUCUAACAUGCUCCAGUUUUUAUAAUAAGCUCUUUAUGAUAUAUCUUAUCUAAGAUUUGAGAUGUAGAUAGAUAGUAUUUAUUAUUAAAUUCAGAAACAUAAUUUAUAA